CACGCCAGCAUCAGCAUCAUGGACGCGCCUCCGAUCCGGCGCCUGCGUGGGCCACCGCUCAGCAUCUUCGAGACCCGUUCGCUUCGCAUCAUCUUCAGCUUUGUGGGUCAUCCGAGCGACCUCUUUGCGGCAAUCCGCGCCUUUCCGGUCGACAUCCUCCCGAUUGGCUACCCGAGUCUCCUCACAAUGGCCGACGUGAUCGGCGACGACCAGGUUGCGCCGAUCCUGCCGAUCGAUCACCCGCGCCUCGACGCGCAGGACAUAGCUCGCGGGCUUGAGGUGCUGCCGCUGCUCAGCUUUUUCUCGCCGGCCGGUAUCGCGCGACAGCAGGUGUUUCGCGUGCCGGUGACGCUGGAUCCGCCGGUGGUGCCAAGCUGCCUCGUUCAAACGACUACGGCGCUCCUUUGCGACGCGCUUGACGUGAUGCUACCGCCCGCGAUGGACAUCCGUGAAGCUCAUGUGAUUGAGAUCUCGGGUGACAUUGCAAUCGACGGUGCAGCCAUUAUCUGGACGCUUUGUGCAUUCGAAUGCUCUCGUCGUGUCGACAGCUUGCACAUCUUCAACCAACCGACAUUCUCGCCGAUGGCCACCCAGUGCCCCGAGACGGUGCUCACGGCCAUCUCGCGGUUCAUCAGCUGCCAUGAGGCGACGCUGAAGUGCAUCGAUCUGUGCUACUUCGAGCUCUCCCACCCGCAGGCCGGUGGCCUCGCCCGGUCUCUGCGCACCAGCAGCGGCCUGCGCGACCUCAAGAUCAUGGGUUCGCUCGACAGCGAGCGGCGCUUGGAUGCGACGUUGCCCCAGGCGGCGUUUGUCUACGGCCUUGCACCGACGCUGCUGCGACUCACUCUGUCCCCAGUGGCGUUUGCCGACACGGUCAUGUCGUCAUUGGCCAUGGCGCUUCGGGCGUCACGUCUGACGCACCUCUCGCUCGACCAUGUACGUGGGUCGUCGCGGGCGCUGCACGAGCUCUGCGGCGACUUCCCGGACACGCUCGAGUGUCUGACCUUUAAAGACGUGCUCGUCACGACGGCUGACGAGGCGCUUCCUUUGAUUGCGACGGCUCGACGUGCCUCGCGACUGCAGCAUCUGCACCUUCAAGUGACGACUCUCGACGACUACACUGACCUGAACGACGUCUUGGCCGACGUGUAUCGAGCCGCCACCAACGCCCGUUCGAUCCACGUCGGACAAACCAUCCGAGUUGCUGAGCUCAUGGCGUGCACGGCGACGCUCCACCACCUUAACACGCUCUCGGUCGAGACGCUGGACGGCAACGACGCGACGGCUUUGCUGCCACUCGUGUACCAGCACGCGUCGCUCACCAAAAUGGUAAUCUCUGGACUGGACUUGGCGCCCGCUUCUGUCCAGGCCCUUCGCAAUCACCUCGCGACUGACUACGCGCGGGCCAUCACGAUCGAAUUUCUCGAUGACAUCGACGACAUUGAUGUCGACGCCUAAGUUAAGGUCUACGGCUUCAAUGCAACGAGCCUUCUUAGAGCUGCCAGUCCAUGUACCAAGUAUUGCAUGCCCUUUAUACCGUUUUGCACUUCGUAUGCCGCUCACAAUAAACUCUAUUUCCUCGACAUGCCUUGUUCAACAGCUGCUAAAUGUUAGCGCACCAACC
This is a messenger RNA of Saprolegnia parasitica CBS 223.65, 1624 nucleotides long. RefSeq lists its product as hypothetical. The record is from RefSeq and is a predicted model, not a curated record. The coding region runs from base 19 to 1458 and encodes 479 amino acids. Lineage: Eukaryota; Oomycota; Saprolegniomycetes; Saprolegniales; Saprolegniaceae. The transcript has a single exon.